Molecule: messenger RNA, 1294 nt
Organism: Empidonax traillii (willow flycatcher)
Lineage: Eukaryota; Metazoa; Chordata; Aves; Passeriformes; Tyrannidae
Gene: GIMD1
Product: GIMAP family P-loop NTPase domain containing 1
Exons: 3
Coding region: 390-1061 (223 amino acids)
Molecular function (GO): GTP binding
Source: RefSeq, a predicted model, not a curated record
AUCACAUUCAGAACGUGUAAUACAAAGUAAUUCCACCACCUCCAUUAUUACUUGCACAUUUAAAUGCUGGUGGAACUCAAGUAACUUUUAAAAAUAUCAUCGUACAAUCACUAAAGUAACUGCAGAAAUGGUAUCUGCAGCUCAGCUGCAAAAAUUCAACAGUGCCAACUACUGAUCAAAUAUAUCCAAUUGAAUGGGUAUUUAUCAGUAAUAGAUUAACCAGAUUCAUGUGUACGUAACAGUCUCGGCGUGGUACGUUGCUGCUGUUAGUUUCAAAGUUCACAUAUGAACUUCUUUUUACACUGCACAUGAGGUUUAUGAAUGAAGUCUGCUCGCAAGAGGAAUUUAAGUGAAAACAAGUGACAGGUUUGUGGAUAAAAGCAUAGACAAUGGCAGACACCAAUGAGAUGACAAUCAACCUUGUUGUUCUUGGAAAAACUCAGACUGGCAAGAGUGCUGCUGGGAACAGCCUGCUGGGCAGCUCAGACUUUGAGAGCCGUGGCUCCCCAAGCUCUGUGACUACAUGCUGUAGCCUCGGACGCAGCUGCUGGAUUUCGGGGAUAAUGCGCAGAAAUGGCUGUGAGCUGGCUCUCCGUGUCCGAGUACUUGACACUCCAGGCUACCCUCACAGUGCUCUGAGCAAGGAGCAGGUGAGAGACAUGGUGGGAUCAGCCCUGGCACAGCACUUCGGGGAGGAAGGCCUGCACCUGGCUCUCUUGGUCCUGCGGGCUGACUUGCCUCUGUGUCCGGAUGAAAGUGACGAUGCAGUUCAGUUCAUCCAGAAACUUCUGGGUCCCACAUGGAAGGAUUUCACUGCAGUUUUACUUACUCAUGCAGACAAGGCAGAAGAAGCUGGAUGCAGUGAAGAAACAUACUUGCACAGUGCCUCAAGUUCCCUGUUGUCACUUUUGAGCUCCGUACAGCAUAAAUACAUUUUCCUAGACAACCAGAGGAGCAUAAUUAAAGAGGAAAGAACCACUGUCCUAAGAAAGCUCUUGAAUUUUGUAAGACAAAAUAAUUAUCAAGUGCUUUCACUUAAAACACAGCAAGGAAUAAAAUAAGCUUUCAGGUGCUCAUUUGUCUAUUUUCUAUGGCAGGUAACAUUUAAUAGAAAUAAAAAAGUAGAAGCCAUCAGUUGGAAAACUCAACAUUCACUCCAAAUACCUUUGAACACACAAUUAGAAAUACCUCUUUAGAUUACCAAACCACUUGCCUUUCAUAUAGUACCUGAGACUACUGCAUCCAGAAUCCUAGCUUCAACCACAAAAUUAGAACAAGUUAGUGCUCUAAAAUC